AUGGCCACUGGACAUUUGCGAAAAGCUUUAUACCAGCUCAUCCAUCUUGUUCAAGAUCACUCACAUGCAGUGGUAUCCUCCAUAACACUCCAUCAGUCCGAAUCCAAACGAGCCAACUUGGACUUGAUCACAUCCGAACAGGCGCCCUCGGAGCUCAUCUCGGUCACGAGACGCCCUUCGGCGGACUCGGUAGCAAGGUCUUUCAAGCCAUCCAAAUCUCACGCAGCCAAGAUACCCAGGGAAGCAAACACAUCCAGGAAUUUUAGUGCUCGCAAAAGUGCGACCGGUGCUGAAUCUUCAAUCACCCGUCAGACGAUGGUUUCCGCGUGUACAUACGCUGAACGAACCGGCUCUGACUACACUGCCAGCGACCAGGACUGGUCCAGUGACGAUGGCUUUGUCAUUUCUUUCACAGAGAGCAAAAAAGAACAAGAGGUUGACUAG
This is a messenger RNA of Colletotrichum godetiae, 444 nucleotides long. RefSeq lists its product as uncharacterized. Lineage: Eukaryota; Fungi; Ascomycota; Sordariomycetes; Glomerellales; Glomerellaceae. The transcript has a single exon. The coding region runs from base 1 to 444 and encodes 147 amino acids. The record is from RefSeq and is a predicted model, not a curated record.